Funneliformis geosporum is the source of this 268-nucleotide messenger RNA. The record is from the annotation of a GenBank genome assembly. Lineage: Eukaryota; Fungi; Glomeromycota; Glomeromycetes; Glomerales; Glomeraceae.
ACCAUUAUUUUUGAAUAGAAUGCAACUCGAUAGAUAUAAUGAAGAACUACAACUAGUAUUUGAAUUCCAUGGUCAGCAAUAUUAUACUCUUAAUUCAAUGUUUCAUAGGAGAGGGGAUAUAGAUUUGGAUGAACAAAAAUCACGAGAUCAGAAGAAAUGGAAUAUAUACAAGGAGCAAGAUAUAUGUCUUAUUGAAAUGUCGUAUACAUGUGACCUUUUUCCUUAUAUUAAGUAUAUGCUAAUUGAGAAAGAAUUCUUGAAUAGUUAA